Molecule: messenger RNA, 332 nt
Organism: Rhipicephalus microplus (southern cattle tick)
Lineage: Eukaryota; Metazoa; Arthropoda; Arachnida; Ixodida; Ixodidae
Source: RefSeq, a predicted model, not a curated record
UUUGCUGCAGCUGUGAUAACAACGCCCAAGAGGCCAUGACAAGGCUGAAUGAUUUGGGCUACAAGAAGCGUGAUGCACCAUUGCCUAAGGCCACACCCAUCAAACAGGUAGCAACACCUGCUAAACCACCUAUUAUGGAAUUUCGCAGGCCCUCCCAAGUGGUACCACCAACCAAAGCAGAUCGGCAGAAGCUGGUGUCUCACCUUCAUGAACAGUUUCCUGCGGUGUCCCAGACGUUGCUCAACAUGGCCCUGGAGAGCAGCCAGUACAAUGAAGACAGGGCCAAGCAGUUCCUCCAGGCCAUGACUCCACAGGACAGCUUCCAAAAUUGA